GUCCAACUCGAUGUUUUUGAAAUUAUUCACGUCUUCAUUGAUCCUUCUCUAAAGGAAAUACUGAGAAACGGAGGGGCCCGCGUAUUGGACGUUGGAUGCGGUCCUGCUACCUGGAUCCUUGAGAUGGCCUCCGAAUUUCCGGGUAAUAAAUUCAUCGGCGUGGACUUGUCACCGAUAUUCCCCACGUCGAUAAAACCUCAGAAUGUGGAACUACGGCAACUAAAUGUGCUGACGUGUGGUCUGCCAUUCGAAUCGGACACCUUCGAUUUUGUAUACAUGCGAUUCAUGAACCUGGCGUUAACAGAAAGCCAAUGGCCGGAAUUAACACGGGAAUUGGUGAGAGUGUGUAAACCUGGUGGAUGGGUGGAGUGUAUGGAAAGCGACAUGCAGUUUGACAAUGAAGGUCCGCUCUCCUCGAAAAUGAAUAAGUUAUUACGUUCAUAUCUAACUUCGCAAGGAAUAAAUCCAAUGAUAUGUUCGCACAUGUUCCACAUAAUGGCCAACACCCAUGGUUUCACCAACCUCGAGGAAGAUCACGUAUUCACUCCGGCAAAAGAAAAUGUGAUGGCCUUAUCGAAAUCCUUCAGACCGAUCCUACGACCAAUAUUCGAUGAUCUGUUGAAUGACGGUGACCCACAAGAUGAGAUCUGUCGGUUAUUGCCGGCCGCCUCUACUACUCCGACGAACGGCGCAAAUGAAAAUGAACACGUCGAUUAUUAUGAAAUGACAACGAAUCACAUAGUCGAGAAGGAAGUUAAUAGUUAUAAAUCGAGCAUAAGACCCCGGAAAACUCGUAAACAACACCUCACGAACAAAAACUAA
Molecule: messenger RNA, 822 nt
Organism: Acaulospora colombiana
Lineage: Eukaryota; Fungi; Glomeromycota; Glomeromycetes; Diversisporales; Acaulosporaceae
Source: the annotation of a GenBank genome assembly